ACUGUUUAAAUAGUGGGGGCUUAAGUGGGUUAAGUUCGAUUUCUUUUCUUAUCGAUAUACGAGACACUGACAUUUGCUCCAGAACUUUUACAUAAUCUUGAAAAUCCGAGAAUCACAAUGUCGUUCACACAAAUCGCGCGUAACUGCGGCCGACUGGCAGCGGCACUGGGCACCAAACGGAUGGCCAGCAGCGCCGUGGUUCAGUCCCAGGCGGCCAGGAUGAUGCACAGGAUUGCCGUGCCGGCCGUGGCCAAUCAAGUGAGCCAAAAAUUCGCAUUGCGUAGCUAUUCCGCCAAACGCACCAUUGAGGACAUCAAGUUUCGCGUGUUGAAAGUCGUAUCCGCCUACGACAAAGUGACGGCCGAUAAGGAGAUGGUGUCGAGCAGAUGUCGCUGGCAAACGCAAUCGGUGCGCAGAUACUCGGCGAAACCGCCCUUGUCGCUGAAGCUCAUCGAUGAGCGCGUCUUGCUUGUGCUGAAGCUGUACGACAAGAUCGAUUCCAGCAAGUUGAAUGUCGACUCCCAUUUCAUCAAUGACCUGGGCCUGGACUCUUUGGACCAUGUGGAGGUCAUUAUGGCCAUGGAGGAUGAGUUUGGAUUCGAGAUCCCAGAUUCCGAUGCCGAGAAACUGCUAAAACCUGCCGACAUUAUUCAGUACGUCGCCGACAAGGAGGAUGUGUAUGAAUAAAAUGUAAUAAUUGUAAUGCAAACCAUGAAACAGAUUACACUUUAAUUUUAAAUCGAGGAGAGGUCAAAUACAAUUUGAACAACUGAA
Messenger RNA from Drosophila pseudoobscura, 774 nucleotides. RefSeq names its product NADH dehydrogenase (ubiquinone) acyl carrier protein (gene ND-ACP). Gene Ontology annotation, cellular component: mitochondrion. Bases 118 to 687 code for a protein of 189 amino acids. The record is from RefSeq and is a predicted model, not a curated record. NCBI's taxonomy places the organism in Eukaryota, Metazoa, Arthropoda, Insecta, Diptera, Drosophilidae. Gene Ontology annotation, biological process: fatty acid biosynthetic process. Gene Ontology annotation, molecular function: acyl carrier activity; acyl binding. The transcript is spliced from 5 exons.